AUGUUUUCCAAAGCCAUCAUUCUUUUCUGCGCUCAAGUAAUUUUCGUGCAGACGAUCUCUGCCUACUGCCUAGGCAACGGACUGGCCUACGAAGCUCCUCUGGCUGCCGCUGCUCCCUGCGCGGCCGCCGCUACUCCUUGCGGAGGUUUAGGCUGGGCUGGUUACGGUGCCGGCUGCGGUCUAGCUGCCAUCCCCACAACCAGCGGAGGGGGUUUCCCUGUCUCCAGUGCUUCCCCCAUUCCACCCGUUGGUGUAUCCGUUCUCUCUGAGAACGAGAUCGCAGGUAUCUUGGCUGUCGGUGGUGAACUACCUUUCCUGGGUACCGUUGGUCUAGAGGGUGUACUUCCAACUGCUGGUGCUGGUGCCGUCUCUUAUGGCUGCGGCAAUGGUGCCGUAGGAAUAGUGAGCGAAGACAUCGCCCCUGCGUGGGGCUACCCUGCAGCUGCUGGCUUAGCGUAUGGACCAGGUCUUGCUGCAGGAAUCGGCUACGGUCCCGCUAUUGGUGGACGUCCCUUCGGCAGCUGCGGAUGCGGUAUCUACUAA
Parnassius mnemosyne (clouded apollo) is the source of this 543-nucleotide messenger RNA. Lineage: Eukaryota; Metazoa; Arthropoda; Insecta; Lepidoptera; Papilionidae. The record is from the annotation of a GenBank genome assembly.